This is a messenger RNA of Anas platyrhynchos (mallard), 5170 nucleotides long. It is a transcript of the gene IL21R, whose product is annotated as interleukin 21 receptor. Gene Ontology annotation, molecular function: cytokine receptor activity; protein binding. Gene Ontology annotation, biological process: cytokine-mediated signaling pathway. Lineage: Eukaryota; Metazoa; Chordata; Aves; Anseriformes; Anatidae. The record is from RefSeq and is a predicted model, not a curated record. Gene Ontology annotation, cellular component: external side of plasma membrane.
CAAACCUGCUUCUGCUUCUGUGCCCCUAGACAAUAAACAUCUCAGUGCCCCUGGAUCACCCUUGGUUGUGAGAGGGGGAACAGGUGUCUUGGACCAUUCAGGCCAGGGAUGGUGUCUCUUGACUAUGCUUGCCAGGUAGCUGCUGUUAACUGUGCUCGUCAAUGUGCCAGUUGUAUAUUGAUACAAUAUGCAUGCAGAGGAUCCUGUUCAUGCAUCACCUACAAGCAUGGCAUCAGGCCUGAACUUCUAGAAAAGGUUUGUCCCAGCAGAUGCUGCCUAUGGGUUGUAGAUGUUGUUACUGCUGCGAAUAGUGUGGCAUAGUGCAGGGUCAAGUAGGCUGUGAAACUAAGUUAAACACUUUGCAGGCAGUCAGUAAUACCUUUCAGUUAUGAGGUGAGAAGGCCAGGACAGUGGUAAAGUUUUUGCUCCAUGGUUAGACAGGACUCUCCAAAUUAUGCUAGCACUGUAAUUUGUGCAGCAGAAGGAGGAAGGGACAGCAUUAUGUGACAGAGAUUGUCCUGCAGGCACAAACCAUGCUACUUCUAAAACAUGCAAUAAUAAGCAUUUGAUAUUACAGAGCUAAUUUUCAGAACAAUAAUACUGGUGGUACUCUUACAACCACACCUGCCUUAUGAAUUUAUUUUUGCAUUUAAACACUUGUAUUUUUCCUCAAACUUAACUCAUUAAAAUGAAAAAAUCAUGCAUUGCUUUAAUAUUUUCUUUAUAACUGAUUAGGCUGCAAUUAUUCUGUAUUCUUCUUCUGGGAAUAUCCCCCUGUAGAAAGAUAUCUCUCCUUGUUCCUCCCUAUAUAUCAACGUAGAAAUCCGAGAGCUGCUCAUUUGUAUUGUUAUUAACAGUUACCUCAUGGUUUUAUAUUCAUUGCUCUAGACUGGGAUUGGCAGCCAUUUGAGGAUGGGGUUCUCCUUUUCAAGAUAUCAUAUAUGCUGGUAGCAGUAAGCUCCUGAUUAUUUUUUUCAAAUACCUUAUCAGUACAUAAGAGACAGCUGCUACUACUGAAUGUGGACCCGGGACCUUCUGUCAUUAGCAUCUGACAAUCUCAUACUCUCUAUGGUUUGUGAUUGCUGCCUCCUGGUCUACAUGAGAGAUGGGGUUUAUUCUGUUUCUAACCUAUCAUAAGAUUGUUUUGUAUGUAGACCAACCAGCCAUGACUCUUCUGUAUCUUUGGUUUCCCGUUAUGGUUAGCAGAGCCUUGGGUUCUGGGUGUGAGCUGGCCCCUGCUGGCAGAGCAUCUGCUGCUGUGCUAUACCAAGUCUUUGCAUCUCCUGCUGCUGCAUGGUGGGUACAUGUUUUUUAGCUCAGCAGGUCUUGAAGGCUGAACACACAGCAUAGGCCCCCUGCACCCAGCUAUUUUAUGCCCACUUCACUGCUGCUGUCUCCUUGGAUUGUUCCAGCUACUUGAUCCUCAACCUCCUGCCACCUGACUAUGCUAUAUGUGCUGAGUCCUGUUCAUAGUGCUGUUCCAAUUCCUUUCUCCCUUGCCCAGGGGCACAAGGAGUAUGCAUUGUCUCCUUUAGCCCCGCUUGAUGUGCUAAGAAUAGACCAUCUUCCCUCAGUGGUUGCCUUGCAAUCUGCAGACCUCCAGCCCAGCUAUGAGCUGCAGGCAUGGAGUUAGGGCAGGGAGAGGCAUGGACCCACCACCUGUGCAGGAGCCAGACCACCUCCCUGCCUGUGGUGUGAGAGUUGUGCUGCCAUCCUGGUCUCAUGGGCCAUUUUAGAGACAGGUGGUAGCAGACCAAAGCAGUACUUGGGUGCCUCAGAUGUGGUACAUACUGUACUAUUUGGUCAGGUUUAACCAUUUAAUGCCUUGACACUGAUACCUCACCACUGCAAGCCACUAACUCAAUCAGCCCCACUAGUGACCUUUUAGCUCUAAGGUUUGUGAGUUUGUUUUAUCUACUCUCCCACCUUUUUCUCACAUAAGAGUAAGAGAGCAGAGCAAUACAGUCAUAAAUGGUGUGUGGGUGUUUGGACCUGAAUUCAUUGCCUCCUCUGUGCUCACCACAUCCUUCUAUCGGCACAGUAAUACUGAUACAGUGCUGACGUCAACUGCCAUCUAUCACUGUAUAUUCCAAUACACUGCAGCUCCCGGCUGCACACAAGUAGGCUUUACUCUGACUCAGUGCUGAUGAAAGACACCUGCUUUCCAGCUCCCGCACAUGCAGUGUCUGCACUCACAGUAGUGAUUUAGCCAGGCCUGCCGUGAAGAUGUUGAAGGGCUGAAAUGGACAGCUGAAAGGACGGGGCAAGGACAUCCAGUCAGAACCAACAUGAGGAACAAACUAUGGCUCAAGAGUAUUUCCUUCUUCCUUUUAUUCCAGUACACUAUGUGUUGUGAAAACCUCACUUGUUUUGUGGACUAUGUACAGACCCUGUCCUGUAUCCUGAGAAAUGACCUGAGUGCCAGUUCAUAUAACCUUACUGCGACAUGGGUUCCUGAGGACAAUCCAGAAAACAUUGUGGCUGCCUGCAGUCUCCUGCAAUUGUCCAGGAACACCAGCCACACACAGUAUAUGUGCAUUGUGGACAUGACUGAACUCCUGGCAGAUAUCAAAGUGCAGGUUAACGUUACAGAGAUGGCUGAUAGACGAAAUGUUAUUUCCAAAGGCUUUUAUAUGGUACAGAACAUCAAACCACAGCCUCCUUUCAAUCUGACUGCUGUGUUCGCAGAGGGUUAUAAUAUUUCUUGGGAAACUAUCUACCAGAACUCUUUCUACUUUUUGAAUGAAGAGCUGGAAUAUCAGCUGCGUUAUAAGAGAAGAACUGACACCUGGGAGACUCAGAAGACUAAAUCUGUUCAUGAAGAUAAACGGACACUGGUGAUCCUGCCACAGGAGCUUCAGGGAAACACUGAGUAUGAGUUCCAAGUGAGAGCCAGACCCCGAGAAGACAGUGGCUACAGUGGAUUUUGGAGUGAAUGGAGUUCCCCGCUGACACUGAAAACCAGCCCUGCUGCAGUGACACAGACAGCAGGCAUGGGAUGGAUGCUGUUGUUUGUUGUUGUCCUGGUAAUCACUGCUUCAAUCAUGGCCUUUCUGGCCAAACAUCAGAGCUUGUGGAAGAAGAUGGCUUGCAUCCCAGACCCAGCUCCCUUUUUCAAACCACUUUACCUGGUGCAUAAUGGAGAUUUCAAGAAGUGGGUUGGUACAUCCCAUACGAAAAUGACCCUUGAUUUCUUUGAAUGGGGAAUAGUCCUUCCGGAAGUCCUAGAAGUUUACAGCAUGUGUCCUUCCAACAGUACCUCACAAGAGGAGAUGAGUGAGCUAAAAAAAGAUCUGCCUUCUAAGCCUUAUAUGUCCUGCCUGACUACCCCGGGUCAGGAUAGCCAGUCCCUGCUGUCUAGUGUGAACAGUAGCAGUGGGAUUCAGGACCGGUCAUAUGGACAUUUGUCUAUUGACACUGUGACUGUAGCUGAUGAAUUUACACCUUGUAAAUGUCAAUGCAACUGUAACCGUAUGUAUAGGGGACAUGAGCAUACCAGUGAUGAAGACAGUGCUGGAGAAAAUGGUUACCCCAAGGUUAACAUUGAUGAUGAAGACAGAAAACUAUCCAGUGACUUCCAUCUGUCUGACUUGAGUACACAGGACAAAAUACUUGCCUCAGGCUCUGUGUCCACAGACCACCUGAGGACAAGUGUCCCAACCCACCAGAAAGUUGAAAGGGCUUUGGAAGCAGGGAUGGGAAGCAUCCUAGAAGCCCUUUGCUUGCAUCCUAAUCAGUGGGAUUUGGAAAAUCCAGCUUCUCUACCUUCUCCUGAUGGUGAAAGUGUUUCCUACAGUGAAGUCUGCUAUGACUUUUUCCUUCACAGUGCAAGGCCUGGUGACAGUUAUCCUACAAUCUGCCUAGAUUUGGACACUAUUGACAGUGGCUUUGCAGACUCGGACUGUGGGAGUCCAGUUGACUGUGAAUUUGAGCAAAACAGUCAGACCAACAGUGGGUCCAUUCCUCUUGAGCAGGAAGGAGAGGACUUUCCACGGAGCUAUGUCAAGCAAUGGGUCUCUCAUCGCUCUGACAACCCUGUCAAUGGGACACAGUAACUAAGGACCUGAUGUUCCUUUGCAGAUUGUAGGGCCUUUUCUAUACAGUACCAGAAGCAAAAUGUCAGCAAAAUUCAGAAGAAAAAAAAAAAAAAACAACAAAGUUUACUUUGUGUAAGCUCUACUGCAUACAACUGAAAACUAUUAGGUCCAUAGAAAUGUAAUGCCUAUUUCUGUUGCCACUUAUCUUGUUAAUGCUGUAUCAAAAGUAACAUAAUUAAUUUCUUAUAAGCUUAUAAAUAGUACAAAACUUUAAAGUAAUUUUCCCUGGCACGACUUGAAUUUAGAUGUACAUGAAUCUUAGAAGCAUAAUCUAUGGCAAGCAUGUUUGUUAUAUUGACACUCCUUUACCCUUUCUUAACAACACAGCUAUUGUUACUUUUCCUAACACAAUCCCCUUUAAACCCAGCUGUAUUAGUUCAUAUUAAUUAUGGAUUAUACCCAUCCCUGUUCAUGAGGUAUAAUCAAAACCAAUUCCCAUAAUCAGAGAAUGAUGAGUCCAAGAGACCAAUCAUAACUCUGGUUUUAGAGGCUUUGCAGGUAGAGUCUAUGAAUGAAGAGUCUUCAAAACAUAAUUCCAGAUUAAUUCUUUCUACAAAGGCUUCCUACUGAAUCAGCAUCUCUCCCAGCAUUUUCCAAGCACACUAACUGUAACACUUAACUAUUAACUGUAAUUAACUAACUAUAACAGCUGUUAGAGCUAUGCAAUAAUUUCAGGAAUGUUGUCCCACCUGGAUAUGCCUGCAACUCCAUCUUCUGCAUUGGACCUGGUCUGCUGAAGUUAACGGGUAGGUAGCACAAAGCUUAGUCAAUUUCUGCUGGAUCAUAAAGCCAACCAUAAAACUGCUAGUUGCAUUGCAACUGAUUAUUUCCCUCUUAUGUCUCUGUAUGUCUGUUUAGAUUAUCAUCGUCUUAAAAAGUUAAUUCAAUACUGAUAUUGAAUGUGAACACCUACAUGUUAUGCAGGUAUAGUGCUACUAACCCAAGUACUGCUUGGCUGCAGAAGAUCUUACUCUGAGAGAACCUGUGUGAUUAACAAUGUAUGUUUCCAGUGCAGUAAUAAUCUGUUCUUGUUGUGAUACCAAUAAACUCUAUUCUCUCUCCACAAGCUUUUA